Messenger RNA from Dovyalis caffra, 1005 nucleotides. Lineage: Eukaryota; Viridiplantae; Streptophyta; Magnoliopsida; Malpighiales; Salicaceae. The record is from the annotation of a GenBank genome assembly.
AUGGAUCCAAACUUUUCUAUAGGUGACAUUCAUGGGCAAUAUUCAGAUCUUUUGAGGCUUUUUGAAUAUGGAGGAUUUCCUCCUAGUGCCAAUUAUUUAUUCUUAGGUGAUUAUGUCGACCGUGGAAAGCAGAGUCUGGAAACCAUAUGCCUUUUGCUUGCCUACAAAAUUAAGUAUCCUGAGAACUUCUUCCUUUUGAGAGGAAACCAUGAGUCUGCUUCCAUUAAUCGAAUUUAUGGAUUCUAUGAUGAAUGUAAACGGCGCUUCAAUGUGAAAGUUUGGAAAACAUUUACAGAUUGUUUUAACUGUCUACCUGUUGCUGCUCUUAUAGAUGACAAAAUAUUGUGCAUGCACGGUGGGCUUUCCCCUGAUUUAACGAAUUUGGAUCAAAUUAGGAACUUACCUCGUCCAACUGAUGUUCCAGAUUCUGGUUUGCUUUGUGAUUUACUUUGGUCUGAUCCUGACAAGGAUAUCAAAGGCUGGGGAAUGAAUGACCGAGGGGUCUCAUAUACCUUUGGCCCUGACAAGGUUGCUGAAUUCUUAAUGAAGAAUGAUAUGGACCUUGUUUGUCGUGCGCAUCAGGUUGUCGAGGAUGGAUAUGAAUUCUUCGCAGAAAGGCAGCUUGUAACAAUAUUUUCAGCUCCCAACUAUUGUGGUGAAUUUGAUAAUGCUGGUGCAAUGAUGAGUGUUGAUGAAACCCUAAUGUGUUCUUUCCAAAUACUUAAGCCUACAGAUAAAAGAGCUUCUUUUCAAGCUGUGUUCACAGGAGCUUUCCAAAUUCCGAGCUUGGAGCUAACUGCUGUUUUAGAGCACUGGCUAAGGCCAGAAUGCACGAUUGCCUUUUUCCAGAAAUUUUCUGGUGGCGAGUCUCCAAAUGACUGGCAAACUAGAGCACUAGAGUUCUGGCUUCUGAUUUUCUCAGGCUUUCUUGGGGCUCAAGCAUCAGGUGAAGUUUGUGAUUUGACUGAGCUGCCUGCAGCAGUUUGCAGGAAUGUUCCAAAGUAG